Molecule: messenger RNA, 1433 nt
Organism: Siniperca chuatsi (mandarin fish)
Lineage: Eukaryota; Metazoa; Chordata; Actinopteri; Centrarchiformes; Sinipercidae
Gene: apodb
Product: apolipoprotein Db
Exons: 5
Coding region: 160-711 (183 amino acids)
Biological process (GO): tissue regeneration; brain development; lipid transport
Molecular function (GO): lipid binding
Source: RefSeq, a predicted model, not a curated record
GGAGUGACGUAACGUGAACGUGAAUACUCCUAGUCUGUGUUUGUCCGGAGAGCUCGAGACAGUUUCCAUCAUCAGCGGCAGCAGCAGCGGCAGGGACAAAGUGAGCUGCGGCCUCAGACCUCCACCUGACGUCUUUAACCCCCGUACACCUGAGGAACAAUGUCUUCUGUCUACCUUCUCCUCCUGCUGCUCCCUCUGGUGUCAGCACAGACCUAUCACUGGGGCCCCUGUCCUACUCCUAAGGUGCAGCCCAACUUCAACCUUCAACAGUAUCUGGGCAGGUGGUAUGAGAUCGAGAAGCUCCCUGCUUCCUUCGAGAGAGGAAAGUGCAUCGAAGCCAACUACGCCAUAAGGAAAGAUGGUACCAUUCAGGUGCUGAACACUCAGUUCUAUAAAGACAAGGUGAGGCUAGCAGAAGGGACAGCAGUGGUUCAAGACCUGAGAGAACCUGCCAAACUUGGAGUCGGCUUCUCGUAUUUUGCUCCCUACAGCCCCUACUGGGUUCUGACCACCGACUACACCAGCCUGUCCGUCGUGUACUCUUGCACGGACAUCCUCCGCCUGUUCCACAUCGACUACGCCUGGAUCCUCAGCCGGUCACGCUUCCCGCCUUCAGACACCGUGCGCUACGCCAAACAGCUGCUGAUCAACGAAGGAAUCGACCUGUUCAGGAUGAAGGCCACAGAUCAGAUGGGCUGCAAGGAUAACUAGGGAUUCAUGGAGACUUCCAGUCAUUGCACUGUAACCAAUCACAACACUUACAUGAGGCAAACAUACUGGACUCCAAAUAUUAAUAUUAAAAUAAAUUUUCACUGCUAAUUCCAAGGUACAGAAGGAUUCAGUUUUGAUCAAUUCUCGAGCAUCAGUAUCUUAAAUUUUAAUGGAACCAAACUCAUCAAAUCCCAUAUAUCUGCAUCUCACUGGUUGCACUGAUGCUGGUUAAGAUCAGAAUAAAUUAUGUGAAGAAAAAAAAUCUAGCUUAAUACAAUUUACAUUUAAAUAAAAUGAUUCAUAUUUCAUAAUUUCAUUAAAAAGUUAGCUUGUGGAAUGGAACUCAUUUUGUAAUUCAAGCAAUUUUAUUGUACCUUUGUAUUGCAAUUAUUUUCAUGUUGUAACUUCUCCUCAUUUCCCUGACAGAAACUUGUUAAAUCUGCUAUGUUACAGAUAUGAAAACAUCUUAAUAUAUUUUUAUAUUUUAAGUCUGUUGUAACUGCUCAGUACUUUAAAGAUGAAGGAAAUGGAAUUUGUAAAACUUACAUCAACACCAAUGCUCACUGAAGUUACUCAUUGUGAAUAUAUUGUAUUUUAAUAUUCUAGUAGCACAUGUUACAUUAUGUAAAAUAAUAUUACAUAAGUUUGAAACAUAUUCGUGGUGGUGGGGGGAAAAAAACAUGGGGGUGAGUUAUGUUUAUUAAAGCUGUAUUCAUUAAGCA